Molecule: messenger RNA, 579 nt
Organism: Sporisorium graminicola
Lineage: Eukaryota; Fungi; Basidiomycota; Ustilaginomycetes; Ustilaginales; Ustilaginaceae
Exons: 1
Coding region: 1-579 (192 amino acids)
Source: RefSeq, a predicted model, not a curated record
AUGUACUCGACAUCCCCAUCUUCGUCUUCGAUGGCAUCGUCGUCAGGUCGCUCAUCGCCUGAGCACCACCCGCAGCAGCAGCAGACACUGCAAUCGCAACGCAGCAACUCGUUCCUCCUGCCGCAAUUUUUCUUUCCUCAGACCAACAACAACGCCAACGCCACCUCGGAACAUCCGUCGCAUCCCGUCACAAAUGCACUCCUCUCACAACCUCCGCGUCGAACCAGCUUCGGCGCUGGCUUCUCCAACAGCGGCCGCCUGUCUGCGCUGAGCGCGUUCGGGUUCAUGUCUUCCUCGCCUGGUUUGAGCACUUCGCCUCCCACCUCUAUGGCCGGAGCUGCCGAACUGUCAAAACGCACAGGAAGUGCCGUUGGAUCGCCUGCCUCGGAAUCGCUGCCGAGUUGGCCCUCAAGCGCAUCUGCACAGCAGAGCAGCAGUAAUGCGACGCCGAACCCGGCCCCUGCUGCUGCCUCUCCCGCGCCUCCUUCGAAACGCCACCUCUGCUUCCCCGACGGUAUGGGCGGCACCGUCUGCGUCGAGGCCAAGGAUCGCAGUCGCCGCGGUUCGACCGUCAAUUGA